Toxotes jaculatrix (banded archerfish) is the source of this 9108-nucleotide messenger RNA. RefSeq names its product TUB like protein 4a (gene tulp4a). Bases 820 to 6219 code for a protein of 1799 amino acids. The transcript is spliced from 14 exons. The record is from RefSeq and is a predicted model, not a curated record. Gene Ontology annotation, molecular function: protein binding. Lineage: Eukaryota; Metazoa; Chordata; Actinopteri; Toxotidae.
GCUGCGGGCAGAGGAAGCAGCGGCAGCAACACACAGCCGUGGUGAGCGCUCCGCUGGCCGUUGAUGUUUCUCCGGCUUUGUUAACGACAGCAGUCCUCCAUGGGAUCCCCGAGGCGGGUUGAAAAGACGUAAUGACGUUACCGGGGGAAGCAGCUCUCCUGCGGGCGCACAGCUGAUGGAGAGGAGUCCCUGCUCCUCCUCUAUCACACACGGGCGGGAUCGUUCGAGGAGGACACGGACCCCAGAAAUGACAUGCUGAACUGGACAGAAAGUUUAAUCGCAUCAACUGGAAGCACUGGGACGCGUUGAAUGGAUUGGAUACAUUGCCCGUUUGUGAGUUUACACUGUGCUUUUGUGGAUGUUUGUUUUCGAUCAGCUGACACGAGUCUGGAAUCUACCACAGAGGAUUUCUAAAUAUUUUUUUUUUUUCGAUACCGUCAUCUGUUGCCUUGUCACUGAAACAUCAUCAGCGAGGCAGCUCACUGAUCAAACGCAUCAAAAUGACUUGAAUGAGUGCCUUUUGUUGUGUAUGCAGCCCAUUUGGGUACAUGUCUCCAAUCCAGCAAUCCCUAGUUUCGUGACCUCAUUUGUGCUUUUGGUGAAGUUUUCGCUGAUCACCUUUAAUCUGUAUUGCAAAUCAAGGGACAGCCGAGGGAAAGCGCAAGUACUAUGCACAGUUGUCACUCUCUCACAUCCGGCACCGAACCAGUAACCUCAGUGGAGAAGAGGCGCUCAUAACGGUACCGACCCCUCCGAAAAACCCCCGACUUCCCACCUGGUACUGUUUUUUAUCCACGGGGGGUGUAGAGAGCGGCCGGGAUGUUCGCCGCCGUAGAGCAUGGUCCGGUCCUCUGUAGCGACUCCAACAUCCUGUGCCUGUCCUGGAAGGGCCGGGUGCCAAAGAGUGAGAAGGAGAAGCCUGUGUGCAGGAAGCGCUACUAUGAGGAGGGCUGGCUCGCUACUGGGAAUGGCCGAGGAGUUGUUGGGGUCACGUUCACAUCCAGCCACUGCAGACGGGACCGGCCCACUCCGCAGAGAGUAAACUUCAACCUCAGAGGACACAACAGUGAGGUGGUGUUGGUGCGCUGGAAUGAGCCUUUCCAGAAACUGGCCACCUGCGAUACAGAUGGAGGGAUCUUUGUCUGGAUCCAGUAUGAAGGCCGCUGGUCCGUGGAGCUGGUCAACGACCGUGGAGCUCAGGUGAGUGACUUCACCUGGUCCCAUGACGGCACCCAGGCCCUCAUCUCUUACCGUGAUGGCUUUGUCCUGGUGGGAUCAGUCAGUGGACAGAGACACUGGUCCUCUGAGAUCAACCUAGAAAGCCAGAUUACCUGUGGUAUCUGGACCCCCGAUGACCAGCAGGUGUUGUUCGGUACUGCAGACGGACAGGUGAUAGUGAUGGACUGCCACGGGCGCAUGCUGGCCCACAUACUGCUGCAUGAGUCGGAUGGCAUUGUCAGCAUGUCCUGGAACUACCCCAGUUUCCUGGUGGAGGACAGCAGUGAGAGUGACACAGACUCUGACGACUACUCCCCACCACAAGUGCACAGCCAGAAGCCACUGCUGACAGUCAGCUUCACCUCUGGUGACAUCAGCCUGAUGAACAACUACGAUGACCUCUCUCCCACCCUCAUCCGCACCGGUCUGAAAGAUGUGGUGGUGCAGUGGUGCUCACAGGGGGACCUCCUUGCAGUGGCAGGGAUGGAGAGAACAAUCCUCUCCCCUGACCCAUCAUGUCCUCCCCCCACCAGGAACGCCAUUGUCAAGUUCUAUAACGUUCAGGGUGAACACAUCUACACACUGGACACGCCAGCGCAGCGCCCAAUAACUACACUGUGCUGGGGUCACCGAGACUCUCGCUUGUUCUUGGCGUGUGGCCCAGCACUUUACGUUGUGCGAGUGGAGCACCGUGUUGCCAGCCUGCAGCUACUCUGCCAGCAAGGCAUCGCCACAGCAGUGAAGGAGGAAAAAGAUGUCGCCAAGCUCACCAUGCCUUCCCGCCUUUGUUCUUACGUCACUGCCGCUUUCAUCCCCACCAUCAAGCCCCCCAUCCCAGAUCCCAACAACAUGCGGGAUUUUGUGAGCUACCCAACAGCUGGGAACGAGCGUCUGCACUGUACCAUGAAACGAACGGAGGAUAACCCUGAGGUGGGGGGGCCCUGCUACACUCUGUACCUGGAGUACUUAGGAGGUCUGGUGCCUAUCCUCAAGGGCAGACGAAUAAGUAAACUGCGUCCAGAGUUUGUCAUUAUGGACCCAAAGACAGAUGGGAAAACAGAUGAGAUAUACGGCAACAGCCUGAUAUCUGCCAUGAUUGACAGCUGUAACUGCUCAGACUCCAGUGACAUUGAGCUGAGUGAUGAUUGGGUUGGCAAGAAAUCUCCAAAGAUAUCCAGGGGCAGCAAAUCCCCCAAACUGCCCAGGAUCAACAUUGAUCCCAGAAAAUCGCCCAAACUGUCUCGCGCUACACAGGAGAUCUCCAGGUCACCGCGGUUACCCAUUCGGAAGCCCUCGAUUGGUUCACCCAGUCUCACACGGAGGGAAUUCCCUCUAGAUGACAUCACUCAGCAAAAUUACCUUGCUCAGGUCACAUCCAAUAUUUGGGGAACAAAGUUCAAGAUAGUGGGGCUGGCCACAUUCUUGCCGACUAAUCUGGGUGCAGUUAUAUAUAAGACAAGCCUCCUCCAUCUGCAGCCCAGGCAGAUGACCAUUUACCUGCCAGAGGUGCGUAAGAUCUCCAUGGACUACAUAAAUCUGCCUGUCUUCAGCCCCAACGUCUUCAGUGAGGAUGAAGAUGACCUCCCUGUCACAGGCCCUGCUGGUGGCGCUGAUGACAACCCUCCCUGCACUGUCAACAUCCCUAUUGCCCCCAUCCAUAGUCCUGCUCAGGCCAUGUCACCCGCUCAAAGCAUUGGUCUGGUCCAGUCACUUCUAGCCAAUCAAAAUGUUCAGCUGGACGUUCUAACGAAUCCCACCACAACCCCUGCUGGAGCAGCUGCUGGUGGGUCAGACCAAAGUCAGGACACCAUCCUGACAGCCCAGUACACAGUUCCCACCAGGUAUUCUAGUCCUGGUCAGAUCAUCUUUGGGGGACUGGAAAUGGGGCGCCUAAUGGUGGGACCUCCUCCUUCUCAUCAUCCGUCGCAGCAACAACCAAAUCACCAUCAACAACAACAGCAGCAACACCAACAACAGCUACAGCACCACCAACAACAAAUUCAGCACCACCAACAACAGCUUCAGCAGCAACAGCAACUCCAACUCCAACAGCAGCAGCAGAUGCUUCAGCAUCAACACUUACAGCAGCAGCAGCAGCAGCAGCUUCAGCAACAGCACAUUCAACAGCAGCUUCAACAGAUGCAGCAGCAGCAGCAACAGCAUCAGCAGCAGCUACAGCAGCACAUCCAGCAGCAGCAGCAGCUACAACAGCAGCAUCAACAAAUUCAGCAGCAACUGCAGCAACAGCAACAAAUUCAUCAGCAGCAGCAAACACAACAGCAGCAGCAUCAGAUGCAACAACAACAGCAGCAUCACCAUCAACUUCAGCAGCAGCUUCAGAUUCAAAUCCCUGUUCCCUCCAUGUCAUCAGGGCAACCUUCAGGUGCAGCUGUGCACCAGCUCCAGCCAGGGACGCUGCAGAUCCAGAUCCCUCAUCCACCUGCUGAUUUAGUGGUUGAGAGAGCAGUGGGGGGUGAACACGAGCACCUGCUGAAAAUCAAAACCACUCGGCCAACUCCGCAGCUGGCUGAGGGUGAUACGGUGGUGUUCAGUGCCCCUCUAGAGCUCAGCAAGAUGAACCCUCCGCCCCCCUACCCUGGGACGGUGGCUGCUGCUGUGGCUGCUGCAGCAGCUGCGGCUGCCUCAGCCUCAGCCUCCACUACAGCCUCCAGCGCUACAUCUGGAACAGGGGGUGGAACCAGUGGGACUCCUCCACCGAGUGACCUUUGUAUGAAGAAGGGAGAGUUUCCACUUUAUCCUUCAGGUCAGCAACAAGCGCAGUACCCCACCCCACUGGGAUAUGAAAGGAUAACCACAUUUGACAGCAGUGGGAAUGUGGAGGAAGUAUGUCGUCCUCGAACGCGCCUUGUCUGCAAUCAGAAUGUGUACACACUCCAGGGACCUGGCAGCUCUGCCACUCUCAGGGUCACCUCUUCAUCAUCCUCCUCAGCUGACAAGAAGGUCCAGCUGCCCUAUACCUCUGCCACUCUUAACAGACUCACUGCACCCCGCUAUUCCAUACCCAGCGGAGACCCACCCCCAUACCCUGACACGGCCAACCAGAACAGUGCUGGUGGCAGGAACCCUGGACAGAGGCUUGACAGCAGUCUGAUUCAUGCCACUCUCAGGAGGAACAGCCGAGAGGCCGCUCUCAAAGUUUCCCAGAUGCUGGAACCGCCUAGACCACUGCCUCCCAAGGCCAAAAACAGUGCACUAGCAGCCUCAUUCCAGCAGAGGGUGCCAACAGCCUUAUAUACCUGCAGUCAGUGUAGCAGUGGAUCCAGUGUUGGAGGUACUGCCCCAGGCAGUGCUAAUGGAAUAGCAGGAGGAACAAUUAUCAGACAAGAUUUCCCUCCCAGGAAUGGAGCACCACACAGCACAGUUAUCGUUCACUCCAACAGUGCUACUCCUCUGGCCUCCCAGUCCUCUUACAACCUGCUGAGCUCUCUUGAAGGAUCUGGGACUGCAGCAGGAGGAGGAAGUAACAGAGAUAGGGCUGAUUAUGUUAAUUCAGCAUUUACUGAGGAUGAAACACUGAAUCAGACACUGAGGCAUUUGGCACUAGGAGGAAAUGAUGCAUCAGGGCUGGUUGUCAAACGCCCACCUCCCUAUCAGUGGGACCCAGCUGCCACAGAGGAGGUGUGGGUUCCUCAGGAACGGACAGCAACGUUGAACCCCACUGGCCCCCCCGGACCCCACAAACCACCCCCACUUAUUCUUAGCCCAGCUCAGCACUUGGAUGUGUCCAGACUGCCUUUUGUCCUUUCUCCAAAGUCCCCCACCAGCCCCAGUGCUGCAUCAUUUCAAGCUGCUGCAGCAGCUGCAGGAUACCAAAUCUCUCUCCAGUACCCUCCAGCAACUGCCUAUUCUGGAGCCCAUCUCCAGCCCAUCCCAGGUUCACCACGCCCCUGCUCCUCCCCAAAGGAGGUAGUGGCGCCAGUACCCUUCUCACAGCAGGAUGCCACCCUUGUCUUACCACCAGGUUACCCUGCAAACCUGGCUAACCUGGCCUGCUGCCCCCUCCCACCCAUGUAUCCAGGAGGAGGCGCUUGUGCCGGGCUUCCCAUUCCUCCCAUCGCCCUUCACACUCCAUGGGGUACCUAUAACUCUUGCCCCCCUAUGCCCAGUCCUGCAGUGCCACUUCCACCCAAAGCCUCACACAUGACAGUAGACAAAAAUGUUCUCUCUCCUCCUCCUCCUCCUCCACCACCACCACCACCCCCUCCGCCACCACCAACAGAACUGCAGAAUCAUGGAGCAUUACAAGAGACCAUGGCAGAGGCUGGGGAAGGUUUUCAGGAGGUGCUGUCCUUGACUGAGAGCCCUGUCCCACAGCGGUCUGAGAAGUUCAGCAAGAAGAACCGCAAGCGAGCAGAUGGUCGGGCUGACGAGGCGAAUGUGCCACCGCUGGCAGAAGGGAGCAAGUCGAAAAAGGAGGGCAGAGCUCUGGGUGAUUUCAACUCACUCAUCUCCAGUCCACGGCUAGGAGGAAGGGACAAGAAGAAGCUGAAGGGACAGAAAGAGCAGCAGUUGAAGGCUAAGAAGCUGAGUAAGGCUACCGCCAAUAGUGAGUUUCAAGACAGCUCAGAAAGUGAGCCAGAGCUGUUCAUCAGUGGGGAUGAGCUUCUCAAUCAGUGCCAGAGCGGUAAGAAGGGCUGGAAGAGUAAGAGGAACAUGAGGGCUGCUAGUGAACUGGAAGAGAUCAAAUGUCGAAAAGCCAACGAGAAGGAGGACAGAGGUCUGGGCAGCCAGGGCUUUGUGUAUGUCAUGGCCAACAAGCAGCCACUGUGGAAUGAAGCCACACAGGUCUACCAGCUGGAUUUUGGUGGGCGCGUCACACAGGAGUCUGCCAAGAACUUUCAAAUUGAACUGGAGGGCAGACAGGUGAUGCAGUUUGGCAGGAUUGAUGGCAAUGCCUACAUCCUGGACUUCCAGUACCCCUUCUCCGCUGUUCAGGCCUUUGCUGUGGCUUUAGCCAAUGUCACUCAACGCCUCAAAUGAGAUGUCCCUGUCCUUAAUUACCCUGAGUUAUAUCUGGGAUUUAAAUGCAAUCUGUUGAAGGGGCACAGUUGUUUCAUUUGAGAUAAAUAAACUUUGAUUUUGGAGAGAAAAGUAAAAUCAGCCCUGGUCACAGAAAGAGAUACAAUCGUGCUGCACUACACAAUGCUGCCACUAGAGUUGGUGCAAUAAGCAUUGGCUGCAUUUGCCAAGGAUGCCCUCAGAUCUGCUCCAUUUGGAAGUCAGUGGCACCUUGCAAUGCAUGUAGGGCCAAAGAGCUGAGCUUUGGUUAAUCAUCAUGCAAAUAAAUGCUGCUUUAGCUAGAAGAAGCUUAUAGACGUGAUAACCAGUCGGUUAACUGAGAGAAGAAUUUUUGAGGUGCAGUUUUCAAAAGAGGCAGCAGUAAUACUUGAAUACCACACUCUGGAGAUCAAAGAUGUUUUUUUUUUUGUUUUUUUUUCCCAGAGCGCACAGGUACUACUGGGCACUGAAAUCCAUUGCUGUACAAACCUUCAGUGAAACAGUUACCACUUUAUUAUACUGCUUUUGCUUUUAGGAUGUUAUAAAAUGACUAAUCAUGGUUGAGAAUGGGAGGGACUUUUAGUUUUUGCUCUCUGCCAUUCCUUUUGCUCAGUCUAUCUCGCCUGGAAUUGAGGCUUAGAUAUAUGCAUCAUUUAGGAGCACUACUAAGAGUUCACAGUUUUCACUGUUGUGACAGGUGUGUCACUGUUACAAACUUGGAAAGGUCAAGGAGCAAAUAUAUCUGAGGUGAACUACAGUCUUCUCCACAUGGUUUCCUGGGACUUCGAAGGAAGAAGAAAUGUUUCUCUGCUACAUGGAUUAAUUUAUAUGUACAUUUUGUUGUUUAUCUAUUCAGAUAUGAAUUUUAACAUUAUUAUCAUUGUUUGUGAUAUACAAUCUGCAUACCCUGUCAACAUGGAUUUCAACUUACCUGCUUUAUUUGGGAGACUGGUGACUGAAUUUGAAUAUUGCUGUGUAUUCUGGUGUAUUGGGGUGGGAGCGGUGUACAGAAAAGCUUUGACUGACAUAUCCUGUACUCAGUGAAAUAUCUACAUAUGGUGACAUGGGCGCAAAACAAGUCGCCAAGGCCUAGACUGAACAACCUAACCUCUGGCAUGAAGUGAUUUGUCACCUGCUGUCACUUCUGUGAAGUGAGUAUGUAGUUGGGGGGCUGUCCCUGCUCUCAAAGACCACACUAAACAUGUAAGCAAGGUACAGGAAAUAUUUUUGUAUAUUUCACCUAUGCCAUUUCAUACUCUUUUCAGAAGUCAUGUAAAUACAUAUCAGUCAUGUGUAAAUGUUGUAAAGAGACUAGGGUGACUUUGACAGAUGUCUGUUUGCACCCGUCUCCACUGUGUUUUAAGUGUAAUUUCAGGUGUGGAGCGAAGCUGUAGUACUGUUAAACUCAACAGCUACAACCACAAGAAAAAGUUAACAGUUAAGCUGAAAUUAUUGUCACUGAAUCUUUGAAGUCAGAACUCUAAUGAAGGAUGAAGCUAUUGAAAUCUGUUCAUUUAGUAAGCUGACACUGAAAUCUGAAAAGCUGGUUUAUUUUUAUUUCUUCUUUCAGGCAGUGAAGCUCGUGUUUGUGUUAUAAGGACACAGAGCAGGGCCAGCUGAUGGAGUGUGGGUAAGAGUAGGCGCAUUGCAAAUAUCUGCAGUGGGUUUUAUUUGUACAAGAUGGAACCAAAAUUAGUGAAAAGGGCAGUGAUAUGUAGGUUUAAUAACAUUAGGUCGAAGUAAUUAGGGUCACCUCAAACAUUUGUGCCAAAAUAUGUCUUUGCUAAAAUUUAGAGUUGAGGGGCGGGGGAAUGGCCCAGAGGGAAGUGUAACUUCAAACUUGGUAAAAAAGAAAGCUGUCACUUUGGACCAGCUCUGCUUUGGUCUCUGAAUUAAUGAGAUUAUCACAUACUUCAGUGUGAUCUGUCCAUAUCACAAUGAACUGCAUGUCUGUCAGAGGAGGGUUGUAAGGAUGGGGGUUGAAAAAAAAAGUCUCUACUGAUCCUAAAAAAAAUGAAAAGAACAUGAGCAUGUCAUAAAGAAUAUAUCCACCUUUUUGUGUUAGUUGUGCAAUAUUUUCUUUGGGGAAAAAAAAUCCUUUGUCAUCGCUUUUUACCACAGUUUGAUACCGUUCUUUUUUAGUUCAGCAUCUCAGUUGCUGGUCUGUAUAUUUUAUUUAUGAGAUUAUUUCCUAAAGGAGAUAUAGUAUCUAUACAUAUUGUAUAUUGUGGAGUUUUUUGGAACAUUUCUUUGUGUUGAUAAAAGUUUGUUACAAGUGUAGCCCAAAUUGUGAGAUUGGAAUGUGGGGUGGGGGGGUGUUGGUGGUUGGGGGCCGGAAAGGGGCAAAUUUUCUGUGUUUUGUGAAGUUUGCAUUGGAUGGAGAAGAUGUGAAUGAGUAAGUGCCCAGUUUAGUGUAGCUGGUAGACUAGUUAUGUAGAGUGUAACUGUCAAGUCAAGGUCUGUCUGUAUCCAACUGUGCAGUCUACCAAUCCCAUCAGUGUUAAAUCUAUUAUCUUCAAACGUGUGUGUGGUCUUACACACACACACACACACACACAUCACUCGCAUAAGUUCACAAGUGUAAGCCACUGAGUUCAUGUUCAGAAUUCCCUAUGGACUUAGGUUAAAGAUUCACUUUAAACUGAUUUCAUGAGAUGACCUGUUGUAGAUAUUGUAGGAUUUGGCUUUUCUUUUAGAAAAGAUAUGUGCUUUGUAUUUGUAGAUGUAGACUUGACAAAAAUGACAAAAACACUUGAAAAAAAAUCUGAGUCUGAUUUGGCCCUGAACGUUUAUAGUGAAUGGAUAGUAAGGCAUGCCAUGUAAAUUAUUUUGUAAUUGUAUAUGUCACGCAUCUUUUGAAUAAAACGUCAU